UGACAUUUAACCACAAGAUUUAAUGGAAAAUAUGCCGGUGUAAAUACCAGUAAUUAAUAGGUGAUUCUAACAGGUGUUACUGGAUACUUUUUUUAGAGAAAUUGUAGAAAGAAAAAACCAAAAGAAGAGAACAAGAAUGGACAAAGAAGGUCGUUCUAUUAGGUGUGAACACUGUAAUGUUGAAGUGACUUCUGUUGAAGAAUUCAAAAUGCACAAAUAUGACUGCAAAAUGAACCAAGAAAGAGGAGAAAAUACAGCAGAUCGUAAAAGAAACAGCGAAAGCGAUGACGGAAUCCAAAAGCAUGAAGAUGAUUUGCAGGAUAUAGAUUGUUCGACUAAUUGUGAUCAUUGUCAACAGGACUUCGAGUCAAGAGGCGAAAUGAUACGUCAUCAGAUUUCCCAUUUAACGAUGAGAAAAUACGGAUGCGAGAACUGCGAUAAAAUUUUUACAGAUCCUAGUAAUCUUCAACGUCACAUCCGGUCACAGCAUGUCGGAGCAAGAUGUCAUACAUGUACAGACUGUGGAAAAACAUUUGCAACUUCUAGUGGAUUAAAGCAACAUCAGCAUAUACAUAGCACUAUUAAACCUUUCCAAUGUGAAGUUUGCUUUAAAGCAUACACGCAAUUUUCUAACUUAUGUCGCCAUAAGAGGAUGCACGCUGAUUGUAGACAACAAAUCAAAUGUAAGGACUGUCAUCAGUCAUUUUCUACAGUCACAUCACUGAGUAAACAUAAACGAUUCUGCGAGGGAGCUUUACGAAGUGGACUUAAUAUUGGAAUGAGUCGAGAGCCAUAUCAUCGAAUGGGAACUUCUGAUAUUUUAACUCCACACGUGCAAACUAAUCCACUAGCAAUGCUUCGUUCUCAUUUUCCAUAUUAUCCACAUCUUCAAGGCAUGUCACAGCUAUUUCCAAACACGGCAUGUUCUUCUUUUCAUAGGUAUGGCCUUCCAUUUCCACAAGACAUUCCUAAUCCUCAGAAAUCACCGGUGUUGAAUUUAUUUGCAGCAAAUGAAGAAAAUUUGAAAGUUGGUAUGAAACGUGAGAGGAAACAUUCGCUUGGUGAUUCCCCUUCAAGUUCUAUAAGUGAUAGAGAUAGUUUGACUUCUAAUGAUGAUGAAAGGGAUUAUCAUCUUCCAAAGCAAGCAAAGUACGAAGAGAAAAAAGAAGUUCUCAUCAACAAGUCACCAUCUCAACCACAUAUUUAUGCGCCUAUCCCUAAGAUUCCAACACCGCUUGUUCUUCCAGUUUACAGGUCAGAUACAAAGAACACCAAAGUUCCUUCUUUCAAUGAAUAUCAUUCAUCUUCAUUUUCGAAAGUAAAAUCUGAUCGAGGACUUGACAAUCUCCAUGGUAAUAAGUCUGUAACCGAACAACCAUUGGACCUAACAAGAAAAACCAGCAAACAAAUAAAAGAGCCGGAUUCUAACGUUGAAUCCAUUAAGAAAACGCAUAUAUUUGGGAGAAGUGAUGAGCACAAUUCACCAUUUAAAACUAACAUUCAAUUGAACUCAAAUAUGGAUACCAAAUCACGAUUGUUUGAAAAACAGAUGCAACCAAGUCCGUUCAACGAUCAAGUACGAUCAUUCAAUGAUAUGUAUUUUCCACGAUUUCCAUUUUUUGGCUCACAGCACCUUCCCUUCAAUCCGUUCAUUCACCAUGUUAUCCGACCAGAUUUGAUAGACAAGCAAAUGGCCUCAAAUCGUUUUAAUGAACAUUUACAAUUCAUGACAUCCGUAAAUAAAAUCAAAGAAAGAUACUCCUGCAAAUUUUGCGGAAAGGUUUUCCCGCGUUCCGCAAAUUUGACCCGUCAUUUGAGGACCCAUACCGGAGAACAACCGUAUAAGUGUAAAUAUUGUGAAAGGUCCUUCAGUAUCUCAUCCAAUCUUCAAAGACAUGUUCGGAACAUUCACAACAAAGAAAAGCCGUACAGAUGUCCCCUCUGCGAUAGAUGCUUUGGUCAACAAACAAAUCUUGACCGUCAUCUUAAAAAACACGAAACGGAAGGACCCAUAGUGCAUGACUCACCGGAUCCGGAAGCCGACGAAAAGCGCGAGCAGGGCAAUACACAAUGGGAUAUAAAAGAGGAGGAGUUAAAUGACAUUUCAGAUACGAACUCAAUACCUUCAUCUGUUGAAGAUGACCAUGACGGUGUCCUGUCAGAAAAUUGCGAAAAAGAUUUGAAUGACUCAUUAAAAAAGGAUCUUGAGAGAACUGACAGGGUGAAAACCGAAUUAAAUGAAAAGGUCGAUGAACAUUUGUUUCCAAGUAGUUUGCUUGUAAAUGCAAAAUUUGACUUUUCCAAAAGCUUUAGACCAGUGCCAUGCUUUACAUAAUUGUUAGUUUUUGAAAUAUUCGUGUAAUUUAGUGCAAUUUGUUUUAUUAUAAAUCUGUUCAAUGAAUUCAUAAUCUUGAGAUAUACAAUAGUUCCAUUUUUUGUAAUAUUGAACAUUUUGUUCUUUUAUGCCAGUGUUUAUUAGUCUAAAGUCUAAAUGAAAUUUUAUCAUACAAACGACGGAAGCAAACAAGUGCUUUUUAUUAUUCUUAUCAAUGCUUAUAGUCUUUGUAUGCAUAUUUAUUUAAAAUGCAAUAUGUUUUUGUUCAAUUUCUUGAAAUAUGGUGGCAAACACCAUAACCUUUCAAAUGCCUGAAUACAAAUAGUAUUAAUAUUGGAAGUUCUUCGUUUAAUAAAUCAGCUUGCGGGUGUAAAAGUACUUCUACCACCGCUUGUAUUUCCCCUUUUGGUUACAUAUUUCUGAUCAAUUGUUUCUCAGUCGUCUAGUAAGCUUAAAAUCAUAAAAUUUUGCACAAAGAUGAGAUGUUUUUAAAAUGAAAUUUUAUUUAGUUAAAUUUCAAAUGCUAAUGAAAACAGUUUUUUUUAUAAUGUAUACAUUGCUUAUAAAAUCAAAACAUUAGGUGUGUUCAAAACUGACGUCUUUUGUAAUUAUGCAUAAUGUCUUUACUGAGUUUUAUUUUUUAUCUAUGAAUAUUUGUUGUUUUUUAUUUGUUAGUUAGUGCUAAACAUUCUGGUGCCUAGAUAUUUGAUUUUACUGUCUCUUUAAUUUAUUAUAUUAUCAAUAAAACGUUAUAAUUUG
Molecule: messenger RNA, 3094 nt
Organism: Mytilus trossulus (common blue mussel)
Lineage: Eukaryota; Metazoa; Mollusca; Bivalvia; Mytilida; Mytilidae
Product: histone-lysine N-methyltransferase MECOM-like
Exons: 4
Coding region: 137-2335 (732 amino acids)
Source: RefSeq, a predicted model, not a curated record